Molecule: messenger RNA, 1023 nt
Organism: Alosa sapidissima (American shad)
Lineage: Eukaryota; Metazoa; Chordata; Actinopteri; Clupeiformes; Clupeidae
Exons: 4
Coding region: 267-1022 (251 amino acids)
Source: RefSeq, a predicted model, not a curated record
CUGAGCUGUGUUAGAAAAAUUCUGGCGGCCAUCUUUUGUUAAUGCAGUCGGCCGUUUGACAGAUUUGACAGACUAAUAUUUUUAUUCUCAGAAAGAAUGGAGAGCCAUGAUUCAGGUAAACUGCUGCUGCUCUCCACGACCACGACCGGUCCGGCGCCAACUUCGUCAAGAAGUACGAGUCCAGGUGGGGCUACACCCUCUUUGGUCGUUGCCUCGGAGCCGACACGCCAGAGACCAGCGCAGCCCAGAAGACCAAGUUUGGCUGGAUGAGGUACCCCCAAGCAGCGCAGGUGACCGAGGAGAGCCGUCUUCUGUACCUCCUGAUUAAGAUGCUGCAGCACCAUCCCACCUGCAGCAAAUUCCACUUGUCUCCCAGCAAGCUGACCUCAUCCAUCAAAGGCCAGUACAAGAGGGUGGCCGACAGAGUGAGGGACGACCCGGUCGUGGGCAGCCUCGCCAUCCCGCUGCCCAACAUAAACGUCAAGUCCAUCAGCAACUUUUUCAGGAGGGAGGAGAAGAUGGCCAACUUCAGGGCAACGGUCAGGCCAAGAGUGAAGACUCAUCGGAAUGUUCUGUCAGGCCAACCAAUGCCUGAUGCCCCUGCUCUGCCGUCGUCACUGCCACCACCAGAUAGACCUCAGGUGCAGUACCAGGAGCCUCACCAUGUCGCUGGCAAAAGGCGUGGGGAAAAGCGGAGGUUGGACUUUGAAGACCCACAGCCAGACUGUCAACCAGGGCCUUCAAACCGCUGUAUCCAGCCCAAGCCUGCCACUGCAUCCUACGUGCCAUCUGCCGUGGCAAAAGCACCUGUCCUCCUGUUGGACUUUGAAGACCCACAGCCAGACUGUCAACCAGGGCCUUCAAACCGCUGUAUCCAGCCCAAGCCUGCCACUGCAUCCUACGUGCCAUCUGCCGUGGCAAAAGCACCUGUCCUCCUGGUGCUGCCAACCCAACCACAGGCUCCAUCAGUGAGGUUGCUGCCAUCUGCCAACCCAGUCUUCCUCCCUGUCCUCCCACAGUGAA